Molecule: messenger RNA, 2377 nt
Organism: Scomber scombrus (Atlantic mackerel)
Lineage: Eukaryota; Metazoa; Chordata; Actinopteri; Scombriformes; Scombridae
Product: DENN domain-containing protein 4B-like
Biological process (GO): regulation of Rab protein signal transduction
Cellular component (GO): cytoplasmic vesicle
Molecular function (GO): protein binding
Source: RefSeq, a predicted model, not a curated record
AAGCGAUGAUGGACCCCGAUCAGAAGCUCCGCCCCGCCUCCGCCCUGAUUCGUCAGUCCAGCUGGAGCGGGCUGAGUGAAAGCUCCAGUCACGAAUCUCUGACGGGAUCGCUGGUGAAGAGCAACAGUCUGAACAGCAUGAAGAUGUCCACCGACAAAGUCAAACUCAGCAGGAAGACCCUCCUCCGUAACGCCGGGACCAACGGCUGUGGAGACACCGUCUCCAGCAAACCCCCUCUGGCACGCAGAGACACCUCCACUCCGCCUCCAGCGCCCCCUGCUGGUGUGCUGGUUCGGCGGAGUCAGGUCUGCCUCUCCACCUUCUACAAAGAGUGUGCAGAGUCCGCCGACUCGGAGCCGGACUGCAGCUGCCAGCCGGCGGAGAGAGACGGCAGACCUGCGGGGUCACGUGACUCAGCCAGCAGAAACAAAGUGGUGGACGAGAACUACAACAACGUUACCUCCCCGAACCGAGGAGGCCUGGCGGGGAAACUGCAGCAGCUCCUCACGCCGACCCGACAUCGUGUGUCAGUCCGACGGGCCGCGAGCGUAGACGACCGGCGGCCGGGAGGAGGAGGAGGGAUAGGACGAAGGGUGUCUGAGCAGAGGCAGUCGAGGAAAGCUCAAGUGGCUGAAACUCUGCUGAAAGCCAAGGAGAGGCUGGUCAACGCUACCCUCAGAGGUCUGACAUCUAGUUCGUUGUCUGUAGGAAGUGACCUCGACUUGACGGAGGACGCCAGUCCAGCGUAUCAUCUGCGCAGGUCCUGGGACGCCAACCAGGACGGGGUGGGGCUCGAGGUGUUGAUGUCCAGCUGCUCUCUAUGUCGUAACUGUAACUUGUUGGUUUAUGACGAGGAGAUCAUGGCCGGCUGGACAUCGGACGACUCCAACCUGAACUCGUCGUGUCCGUACUGCUCCGCCUCCUUCGUCCCGUUCCUCAACGCUGAGAUCUGUGACCUCGGACCCGUCAGCAGUGUAGAACGCAGCAACUGGAACCUAGAGGACGAGGUGGAGAGCGCGGUGAGGCCCCCUAGUGGCCACGAGGCGUCGCUGCGACACCAGUGUAACGGCCUGAGUGAGGACUCCAGCUCUGAGACCAGCAGCUACUCAGAGAACAGCAGAACCACCACGGGCUCGUCGGCGGGCGGCGCUCCACAGGUGGCGGUGGCCUACCUGAGCCCUCUGGUUCUGAGGAAGGAGCUGGAGAGUCUGCUGGAGAACGAGGGCGACGCGGUGCUGGCUCAGCCUCAGUUCUUGGACAGUCACUCCAUCAUCUUCUGGAACCUGGUCUGGUACUUCCAGCGCCUCGGCCUGCCCAGCAACCUGCUGCAGCUGGUCCGGGCCUCGCCGCUCUUCAGCCAGCUGACACAGUCAGAGAACUCUGCAGUGAGAGUGAGACUCCUCUGGGACACGCUGACCCCAGACACAGACCAGUGGCCCCCCCUCUACAUCCUCUGGAGGAUCCACAGUGGCGUCCCGAUGAGGAACCACAGCUGGCGGAGACACAACCACCCGUUCACGCUGGCCUUCCUGGAGGAAGUGCUGCGGUGGGUCGGCAUGAACGAGGUGCACAAAGCCGUCACACUCUUCAUCGACACGCUGGCCAAACAGCGGGAAUCACCUAGGAUACAGAGGAGUUUAUACAGAGAGUUCCUCUUCCUCACUCUGGCAGCUAUGGGAAAAGAUCACGUUGCUGCGUUCGAUAAGAAGUACAAAGGCGCGUACUCUCGGCUCAGCGGUACGAUGGGUCGCGAGGAGCUGCGUAAGAAGCGAGCUCAGCCUCCGAACCCCAAAGCCAUCGACUGCAGACGCAGCUUCCACCCGCCGCUCGAGUGCUGAUCCGCCCAGGAAACGAAGAAACUCCACAUCCUGAUGAUCCCAGCCUUCAGGAGGAGGAGGAAGGAGGAGAAAAAAGAACAAAAAAAAAAGAGGAAAACGGCAAAAACCCCCCUGCUGCCUUCACCUGCUUUGUCUUCUUCACCUCUCUGCUGCCUCCUGGUGGUCAUUCCUGUACCUGCGUUUGCCUCGUCGGUGUGAAUCCAGCAGCUCUUUGUCUCCAUUCAAGAUCCUGCAAAAAAAAAAAAAAUUGGGCAAAGGAGCAACCGAAAGCGAGAGCUGUGAUGAGGAAGAGGAGGAGGAAGAGGAGGAGUGGAGGGGAAACGGGUUCGUGCAUGUUGCAGAAGGGGAUCAGCUGUGGUCGUGAACUUUUUUUUGUUUUUCUUUCUUUUGUUUUUUCUUCUUUUAAAUACACAACCAGACGAUUGAUGAAAAGUUAAGUCACUGCAGGAGCUCGUCAUCACCGCUGGCUGAGACGCAGGUUUCCCCUCGAGGAGAACGUUGAAAAAACACCAUAACCGACGUCCAUUAACCUUCGUUUC